Messenger RNA from Linum tenue, 2005 nucleotides. The record is from the annotation of a GenBank genome assembly. NCBI's taxonomy places the organism in Eukaryota, Viridiplantae, Streptophyta, Magnoliopsida, Malpighiales, Linaceae.
GUCUUAUGAUCCCUUUUGUUCUGUAAAUAUAUGGCGACUGGCGAACUCAUGCCCUAGCCUCGGCAGUUUACAGCCUCUCCGUUCUUGCUGCAAAAUAACCCUUCGUGAAUCAGUUGCAGGGCGGACUUUGUCUGCAAUAAAUUUUAAUAGCUAGGCAGAAAGAUCGAUGGAGUGGGUUGGCGAGCCUAGUGACGAAAACGAACUAAUUAGCCGGCUUCCUGAGAAUGUGAUACAUAACAUCCUCAUGUUGUUGCCCAUCAAAGAUGCAGCCAGAACAGCUCUCUUGUCAAGCACCUGGAGGCGUCACUGGAGAAGCAUUCCUCAACUUGUGUUCGACGAUGGGUUCGCUCCGACUGAACCGAACGAUAAGUUGGUUCCGAACAUCUACAAGUCUCUGCUGGCUCGCGAUGGGCCGGUGAUCAAGUUCGUGCUUGCAGUUCCCGGAUUGAACCCCUGCCACGAGAUUGAUCACAUCAUUGUGCAUCUUUCUGGCAUAGGUGUCCUCCAGCAUUUCACCCUUGUCCUUUCCAGUAAAGACUCUCACAGUCACAGCUGGUACAGGCUGCCAUCCUCGUUGUUCGCUGCUCCUCGACUGAAUUAUCUGAAACUGGAACGUUGUUUGUUCGUGGUACCACCGUGGUUUGUUGGGUUCGGUCAGCUUAAAAAACUCCGUCUAAUUAGAGUAAACGUGCCAUCAGACUUCUGUGAGAAUUUCCUUCCCAAGUGCCCAUUGCUUGCAAGUAUGCUUAUAGUCUCCUGCACUGGCCUUGAAAAGCUUGAGCUAGAUGCUCCGCGGCUCAAGCUGUUCAACUUUGAGGGGGAAAUGCAGAAACUAUGCUUCAAGCGUACUCCAUGUCUGUCUGUACUGCGACUUUCUGUAUAUGGCGGGUUGCAGAACCCUGAUUUGGCAGCUUUAUUAGCUUCUCUCCGGGUACUUGAGCGGUUUGUUGUAGCAUCAGAAUCUUUAGAAGUAUUUGGUAAAGGUGGUCAUGUCUCCACCAGGCUUCCUUCCCCUCAUUGCCGGCUGAAAACACUCUGCAUCUAUCUUAAUGUCAUUACUAGUUUGGGGGAGCGCAUUCUUGUUUUCCUAAUCUCGAGUGCUCCCAACUUGCAUAAACUCGUGAUUCAGGUUGCGGUUUGUGUGUUCGAAAGCUGCAAAAAUCCUGUAAAAACAAAAAAAAUUUACCUACAGAGGCUAAUUACCUUGUUCCUUGUUAAAUGCUCUUGCAGUGCAUGGUUAGCCGGCGAAAUCAGCUUGCAUAUAACUUGGCGACUAGCAUAGGAACCUUGUUAGAAGCAGCACACCGUCGUGGACCAUGUUUGCAGCAUCUCAGAGUAUUUGCAAUUGAAGACGGCCUUGGGGCACCGCUUGAGUUGGAACUUGUCAGGUUCAUACUUGCCACAGCCCCAAAUCUUUUGAGGGUUGAGAUUAAGCCGUCUUUUCUAUUAUGCUCCAGAAAGGUUUUCGAAUUUAUGAAGGAGGUGAUGCGAUAUAAGCGUAUAUCUAAAGAAGCGCAGGUCCUAUAUGAUUACAGUGAAGAGAACCACUCCCACCUCUGUAGUUGCUGCCUAUGAUGCACCACCAUUUUUGCCUCCUCAUCUUCUAUCAAGCUGCUUCUUGCAAAAUGAAGGCUUUCAUAGAUACAUGUUUUGUUUUGUUAUUGUAGCUCUGACCGUUCAAGAGUUUCGUGCCAACAAUGUGGCAGACGAAUGCCACCAGUGCAGCAACUGGAUCCAUAUAUAGAACAUCUCAUCUUGUAAUUACUUAGCAAUUUCAUAAGUGGUUCUCAUUGUCAAAUCGGCAUCCUUAGCAAGACUGCAAAGAGUUCAUACCACCUACAUUCCUUUAACUUCAUUUGCAAUUUCAGUUUUUGGGAUUCUUGUAAUGCUUUAGUACAUUGUACUGGAAUUGCUAGUUAAUUAUCGCGUGCUGUGAUUCUCACAGUUACAAGCCAAAGAGAACUAGUUAAUUAUCAGCAUGUACAGAGAGAUCGAUCGACGAUUG